GGCACAGUGGCUCAUGCCUAUAAUCCCAGCACUUUGAAAGGCUGAGGCAGGCAGAUCACCUGAGGUCAGGAGUUCAAGACCAGCCUGACCAACAUGGAGAAACCUCAUCUCUACUAAAAAUACAAAAUUAGCCGGGUGUGGUGGCACAUGCUUGUAAUCCCAGCUACUCCGGAGACUGAGGCAGAAGAAUCGCUUGAACCCGGGAGGCAGAGGUUGUGGUGAGCCAAGAUCGCACCAUUGUACUCCAGCCUGGGCAACAGGAGUGAAACUCUGUAUUUAAAAAAAAAAAAAAAAAAAGUUUAGCGUGAUGAAAAAGAAUCCUUAGGCAUGGUUGUGGCUAUCUUGGUCACUUGUGUGCUACUUGCCAAUGCUAGGACAUGUCAUAAAAAAAAAGUUUGCUACAUUAGUGUCAAUAUGCAUUUUAUAAUUUACUAUGCUUUUGUUUGACCUAAAAUGAUGAGAUGUAUUUUUAAAAAGCUGUUCGAGGUUAGUGUGGAUAUAGGCACACAAGUAUUGAUGUCAAAUUUUGUUUCAUUUAGGGGGAACAUGCAUUUACAUAACAGGGAUGAAAACUGUACAACAGGGUCCUGAAAUUCCCACAGUGGAGUGCCAAAGGCCUGGGAGCUCUCUCAGCCCAGGGAGGCCCUCCCCACUUCCUAACGAGCAAGAAUAUGCUUUCUUCUUUCCUAAUGGAGGGCAGGAAAAGCGAGAGGAGGGAGACAUAGUGAGUGACUGUGGAAAGGUAGUGUAUUGUGUCUAGAGGUAGGAGACCUGCCCUCAGAUGCUGGCCCCAGCUCUCACAGGUUUUUAGGGCCAGUCAUUUCCUGUUUCCUUGUUUCUUCAACUGUAAAUGGGGAUAAGGAAACCCAUCCUAGUUCCUUUAUACAGUGCUUGAAGAGUCACAUGAGAAGACUUUUUCUUUUAGAGACAGCAUCUCACUAUGUUGGUCAGGUUGGUCUUGAACUCUUGACCUCAAGCUUCCCAUCUUGGCCUCCCAAAGUAUUAGGAUUACAGGUGUGAGCCACCACACCCAGCCCCCCCUUUUUUUUGAGAGGAUAGUUCUGAAAGGACAAUGAAAGGACCUUGUAACUGCUAAAUGCUGGACAGUUGUAACGUGCUGAUCCUGUCCCAGCCCUGGAGAGAUGGGAUGUGAGACUAGAGGCUCAGCGUGGCCAGGAAAGGAAGAGGCCACAGGAGUGAUAUCAGGUCCUGUGAAUAAUAACCUGGGGGCCUUUGGCCGUUCUCAGCUAUCCCGUUGAACUCUUUCAUCUACUGGUUUAGGAUUUUCCCCAUAAUUCCACUCACCAAACUGUAAGCCUUUUGGUCAAAAUGGGGCAGGACCUUUUGGUCAAAAGGGGUAGAAACCCAACUCUUAGCAUUGGCAAAGGGACUGUGAACUUAGCUCUCAGAGCUGAAGGCACUGCCAAGGAGCCAGGCAGCUCUCAGAGCUAGGUAUGGGGACCGAAGAUACCCGGAUGCUGUCUCUGUCUAUCUUUUGUUUCUGCUGGUCUCCCCCAGGCUUCAUUCCCUCCUGCCGCAAGCAGACCUUGGACAUGCGGAGAGAAAUGACUUGCAGCAGGAGAUCCAGAUCCUUCAAGGACAUGUGUCCUUCUGUCUCCCUCCACUUGGACAAAUCUCAAGAAGGACUCUGAUUGGCUUCUAUCAGAUAGCCACCCCCAAACCAGUUGCCCUGACCAAUAGGAUCUCCUUUUGGUCAGAGUCUAUUAUCAGAAGCCAGUGGAGCAGCCCCAAACACCAGCUAUCUCGCCUAAAGCAGACCUGGCACUGGGCUAGGAAUUGGAGACAAUAAUGAGGAGGACACAGCCCCUACCCUCGAGCAGCUCAUGGUCUAGUGUGGGUGUGUGAAAGGGUGGCAGCCAGGUCAUUGGAGUGAUGCAGAUCCCUGCCUGUAUCAAGGGUCUGCCAGUCUGAGAAGCUUCUUGUCAUAAGGGCAUCCAGGGGCCACCUGCCCCUACGUUGCCAGCCCCCAGCAUGCAGGAUAAUGUAACAUCAGCAUUGUUGGACCCCAGCCACUCCUCAGUCUCCACCCAGGACAAGUCCUCCACUGGAGGCCACACUUCAAGCACAGGCCCACAGCCCUCAAAGCUUUCUUCAAUCACACCAGUGCCUGCAAAGUCCAGGAACCCAAAUUCUGGGGCCAAUUUCCAUCGGAUGCGCCGGAUCAUUGCUGAGGAUCCUGAGUGGUCUCUGACCAUCGUGCCCCUCCUCACAGAGCUCUGCAUUCAGCACAUCAUCAAGAACUUCCAGAGAAACCCUAUCCUGAAGCAGCUGCUCCCGGAGCACCAGCAGAAAGUCCUGAACCACCUGUCCCCUGACCUACCACUAGCUGUGACCGCCAACCUGAUAGACGAUGAGAACUACUGGCUCCGCUGCUGCAUGCAGCGCUGGCCCGUGUGCCACGUGGCCGAGCAUGGCGGCAGCUGGAAACGCAUGUUCUUUGAGCGGCACCUGGAGAACCUGCUAAAGCACUUUAUCCCAGGCACCACGGACCCCGCAGUGAUCCUCGACCUGCUGCCACUCUGCAGGAAUUAUGUGCGCAGGGUCCACGUCGAUCAGUUCCUUCCGCCGGUGCGGCUCCUGGCCCAGCCCCAGACCGGGGACCAGUCGGACUCCGGCAGCGAGGGAGAAAUGGAAGAGCCCGCCCUGGACCACUACCAACUGGGCGAUCUGGUAGCUGGCCUGAGCCACCUGGAGGAGCUGGACCUGGUGUACGGUGUCAAGGACUGCGGCAUGAACUUCGAGUGGAAUCUCUUCCUCUUCACCUACCACGACUGUCACUCCUUAGCAGCCACCAUCAAGGCAUGCCACACCCUCAAGAUCUUCAAGCUGACCCAAAGCAAAGUGAACGAUGAGAAGGCACGCAUCAUAAUUCGAAGCCUUCUGGACCACCCAGUCCUCGAGGAGCUGGACCUGUCACACAACCUCAUCGGGGACCGUGGUGCACGAGGUGCUGCCAAGCUGCUGAACCACAGCCGCCUGCGUGUGCUCAACCUGGCCAACAACCAGGUGCAUGGGCCAGGUGCCCAGUCCCUGGCUCAUGCUCUGGCACACAACACCAACCUCGUUUCCCUCAACCUACGCCUCAACUGCAUCAAGGAUGAGGGUGGCCAGGCUCUUGCCCAUGCCUUGCAGACCAACAAGUGCCUCACCACGCUGCACCUCGGUGGCAAUGAGCUGUCUGAGCCCACUGCCACCCUCCUGUCCCAGGUGCUCGCCAUCAACACCACACUCACCAGCAUCAACCUGUCCUGCAACCACAUCGGGCUGGACGGUGGGAAGCAGCUCCUGGAAGGCAUGUCAGACAACAAGACCCUUCUGGAGUUUGACUUGCGCCUGUCAGAUGUGGCCCAGGAGAGCGAGUACCUCAUUGGCCAGGCCCUCUAUGCCAAUCGAGAAGCAGCCCGCCAGCGGGCCUUGAAUCCCAGCCACUUCAUGUCAACCAUCACUGCCAGUGGCCCUGAGAACUCUGGGAUAAAAUGACCUGACUUGG
Molecule: messenger RNA, 3511 nt
Organism: Callithrix jacchus (white-tufted-ear marmoset)
Lineage: Eukaryota; Metazoa; Chordata; Mammalia; Primates; Cebidae
Gene: DRC5
Product: dynein regulatory complex subunit 5
Biological process (GO): microtubule-based movement
Molecular function (GO): protein binding
Source: RefSeq, a predicted model, not a curated record